Messenger RNA from Pelobates fuscus (common spadefoot toad), 3253 nucleotides. It is a transcript of the gene BCLAF1, whose product is annotated as BCL2 associated transcription factor 1. The coding region runs from base 199 to 2871 and encodes 890 amino acids. Gene Ontology annotation, cellular component: mediator complex. The transcript has 13 exons. Lineage: Eukaryota; Metazoa; Chordata; Amphibia; Anura; Pelobatidae. Gene Ontology annotation, molecular function: transcription coregulator activity; DNA binding. The record is from RefSeq and is a predicted model, not a curated record. Gene Ontology annotation, biological process: positive regulation of transcription by RNA polymerase II.
UGUCCGAGUCUCCUCCUCUCCAGGCUGGCUACACGGAGGAGGAGGAAGACAGCGGCGAGAAAUGGCGGCCGGACGGGAGCUGUGGCUGUAGUGAGUGCUUGCUGUCCCCGCACAUCUGUCAGAAGCAUUUUCUUUUAAAGAAAAAUCCAGGUUAAUUUCAAAGUUAUUAGAAAUUACAGAAAAAUAGACCUUUUCAAAAUGGGUAGAUCAAACACCAGAUCUCAUUCUUCAAGGUCAAAGUCUCGAUCUCCAUCAUCAUCUAGGUCGAGAUCACAUUCACGGAAAAAAAGAUACAGUUCCAGAUCACGGUCCAGAACAUACUCUCGUUCUCGCAGUAGAGAGCGUGUUUACAACAGGGAUUUUCGCAGAGAUUAUAGAAACAAUAGAGGAAUGAGACGUCCCUUUGGCUUCAGAGGGAGAGCAAGAGGUUAUUAUCAAGGAGGAGGUGGAAGAUACCAUCGUGGUGGUUAUAGACCUAUGUGGAAUCGGAGGUACUCCCGAAGUCCAAAACGUGGUCGCUCUCGUUCCAGGAGUCCAAAGAGGAGAUCUACAUCAUCACAAAGAUCUAGAAGCAGAUCACAUCGAUCCUACAAGUCUUCUCAAUCACCCAGAUCCUCAUCUUCCCGAUCCUCAUCACGUUACAGCAGGUCACCUGUCACAAAAUCUCGUAAUUCCCAGGAGAAAAAGUCACAGAGAAUUGAUGGGGAUAAAUCAGAAAUUCCCCUGAAUACUAAAACAUGUGAUGAUCAAAAGGAUGCAUUUGACCCAUCUGAACCUUUAGAUGAACUUGUCAAAGAUUUAGAUCUUCAUGGGGAAAGCUGGGCAGGUCUGUCUGCAUAUGAUAACAGUCCCAGGUCACCUUGUAGCCCAUCGCCUGUGGCUUCACCCCCAAGUGAGGGUUCAUCACAUUCUGAUGGCCCUAUUUUGAGUGUUGUUCACUCUACUAAAGACACAAUGUCUCAAAAUUCACAUUCCAUUGCACAAACUCCAGAGAGGUCUGGAUCUGGUGGCAAUGGUUCAACACGCUAUAGUCCCUCACAAAAUAGUCCUAUUCACAUGCCUGCCCACAAAAGCCCAACAAAAACUGUUUUGGGACAGAAUCCUACACGAGAAGAGGGCCGUUCUCGCUACUCUGUGUAUAUGGAUCCUGUAGAGCAGGAAGUUAACAAGGGUCCCAAGUUCCUUAAAAGGUAUACAGAUGAAGAACAUAGGUUGUUCCCAAUUGAAAAGAUCAGUGCAAGAGAAAAAGAAAGUCAGAAGGAAAGAAGUUCGGAUAAAGGAAAAAGGGAAUGUAGUAGAGACUGGGGUGAUAAUGAAGUUUCAGAUUAUUUUGGGGGAAAAGAUAGUGUAAAACCUCAGUUCACAGCCAUUUCUGAAACUGAAGAUCUAGAAGAGCCAGAGGAUUAUAGACAGUUUAGAAAGGCAGUCCUUGCAGAUCAGGGCAAAGGAAUAUCCACUAUGUCUCACUGGAACUCUGAGGAUGAAGGAACAAAAUACAAGACUAAGGUUUUAGUGAAAGGUGCUAAAGAAGGAGAGAAAACUAGGGAAGGAAAGGGACAUAAAGGUGCUUCAAAAGAUAAGCACAAGGAUGAUGAGAAAAAUACAGAGAGGUCAUUGGGGAAGAAAGACAGCCAGUCACAUGAUCAGGCAAAGUUAGAGAAGAUGAAAGACAUAUUUGAUUACAGCCUUCCUUUACACCAGAGUGUUGAUGGAAGAGAGAAGGUGAUGUUCAGGGAAGAGAGCCCACUUAGAAUGAAAGUAAUAGUCUCUGAAUCACAUCAUCCUGAGGUCAAACUCCGAACGUUCAAUGUACCACUUGAUGAUAGCAGGCCACCGUCACUGACUAAUGACCGGCUUCUAGCGAGUACGCUUGUCCAUUCAGUGAAGAAAGUACAAGACUUCCGUUGCAUCUUUGACCACAUGAAGAUUUCCUUCUCCAGCAAAGCAUCCCCAGAAAUAUUUACCUACCACAUUGUAUCGUUAGUUCAGCAUGUGAAAGAGCAUUACUUCAAGGGUGACGGAAAGACCCUCAGUGAACGAUUUGCAGGCUAUAAGAAAGUCACUGAGGCACAAGGCAACCGCCCAAAGAGUCCUGAGAUACACAGGAGGAUAGACCUAUCUCCUCAUGUGCCAAGGAAACAAGCUCGUUUGCAGGGAGAGGAAAAAAAUGUGAAAGAAGAACCUUCAAAGGUGGAAAAAUGUAGAAGGAGCAGCUCAGCUGAUCUAAAAUGUAACGUUGGCCGCCCCAAAAAAGCACACAGCAAAGAGCGUGCAGAUUCCAAGUGCUCAAGAGAAUCCAGUACUUCACACAAGCGGGAAAAAGCACCAAAGGAUCUAAAGGAAAUCAAAAUUUUGAAAGAGGACAGUAAGCGUAGAAAGGAGCUUGAGCCACAGUCUUCUCCUGAUUCUGCCAGUUCACAUGAAGAAAGGGAUAAUAAGAAGGACAGAAAUGAAGAGUUUAAAGGUCCACAGGAGCCUAAAGAGUUUUCUGGAUUUUCUGGAGUGAACAGAUCCAGAGGGACAUUUCAGUUUCGAAUUAGAGGCAGAGCCCGUGGACGAGGAGUGUUUGCUGGAACAAGUACUGGUCCUGUGAAUAUGUCCACAGCUUUUCAAAAGCGUCCUAAAGAAGAGGAGUGGGAUCCAGAAUAUACUCCUAAGAGCAAGAAAUAUUUUCUGCAUGAUGACAGAGAUGAUGGAGUUGAUUACUGGGCAAAAAGAGCAAGAGGCCGUGGCAACUUUCAACGUGACAGGGGUCGCUUUACAUUUAAAAAAUCUGGGAGCAGCCCAAAAUGGACUCAUGAUAAAUACCAAGGAGAUGGCAUACUAGAGGAUGAAGAAGAAGUAUUGGAAGAGAGACACAAAGAUGAAUAGGACUGACUUGCAAAGAAGAAAGAAAUUACAAUUAACUUUUUUAAUGAGAUCCACUAAUUGAAUGUAAGCAUUUGAUUUUAAUUCUACUCGAUAGUUUAAAUUUUGAUGGACUGUAACUUAGUUUUAAAGACUGUCGGCAUAACAUUCUGCCAUCACCCCUGCUGAAGAAAAGAACAGAACUUGUCUUCUGGCCAUUGAAAAACCAUCAACUUUUAAAAACCUGCUUUUUAAGAGUUCCAUUUCAUGUAUUUCUGCCAGAUGUGUGGUAAUGAUUGUGAAUGUCCUUUUUAUUUUUUCUGUGAAUCCUGUCAUAAAGUAAACAUUUGUUCAGUUGGUAAAUGUAAGUUUAUAACAAAAUGUUAUGGAUAAUAUAUUUCCUAAA